This is a messenger RNA of Linepithema humile (Argentine ant), 3539 nucleotides long. It is a transcript of the gene Larp4B, whose product is annotated as La-related protein 4B. Gene Ontology annotation, biological process: positive regulation of translation. Gene Ontology annotation, molecular function: mRNA 3'-UTR binding. The record is from RefSeq and is a predicted model, not a curated record. Gene Ontology annotation, cellular component: cytosol; cytoplasmic stress granule. Lineage: Eukaryota; Metazoa; Arthropoda; Insecta; Hymenoptera; Formicidae.
AAACAUCGUCGUGCGAAACGGCCGCGCGUUGAUCCGCUCGGCGCGGUGGGCCGUGGUACGCACAGGGCGGAUCGUUACGCGCGCGUCGCGCAGCGUCGCGAAUUCGCGUGAGGAACGUGCGAAUCUCGCCGCCGCCUGUCUCGCCAGCCGUCGUGCUGCUGUGUCGCGUAUUUCGUCGCGCGCACGCGAUCGUGUGCGUGCGAGCGAGCGAGCGAUCGUGCAGAGCGAUCGGACCAUCAGCGAUCGGGCCUUAUCGAGGCUCAGUCGAUUGACGAGAGGCUCGGAACGAACGUAACACGUACGAGCGAACGAGUUCGUAAAACGCGUACACGACGCCCCGCGCGCACGACGAACUGCGAGCGAGAGAGCGAACAACGAAGUGCCUCGAGAGUUCUAGUCGAGAAACCGAUCUGCACGAGGCCGUACGAGAGAAAGAAAGAGAGAGAGAGAGAGAGAGAGAGCGAGAGCGAGCGGACGAGUGAGCGAGCGAACGAGCGGGCAGGCACCUCGUAGUGCUAGAUUCAGGGCACAUGGGAUCAUCCGAGCCCAUCUCGAGAUGAACGGUGAUUUCGAGUACGUUUACAUGAAUGGGGACAUCGGGAAGCUGCCACCAGGGGCGGUCUACCCAGCCACCCCUGAACCUCUGGGUCCACAGGUUGCAGUUGCGAUCGGUGGUGGAGUGCCUAACAUAGAUUACGGAGUCAUGAACGGUGCGCCAAGUGGCAAUGAACUGAUUCUCGACCCUAGUGUCGGCAGCCUGGAACCGUCGCCACAACAUGCAAUAGGAAUGCAUGGAGGCGCUGUUGGAUACAGUCCAGUGGAUGUUACUGCUCUAAAUGAUGCAUCUGCUGCUCCACCGCCGUCUGGACCAAUGGCCGAUCUAAAUGUUCCCUCUAUACCUUUGGAUCAGCUUAAACAAAUGCUCUCUACGCAACUCGAGUACUAUUUCUCCAGGGAAAAUUUAUCCAGCGAUGCUUAUUUGGUGUCACAAAUGGAUAACGAUCAGUAUGUGCCGAUAUGGACAGUAGCAAAUUUUAACCAAGUGAAGAAGCUGACAAAGGAUAUUAAGCUCAUAACUGAGGUGCUGAGGGAGUCUCCCAAUGUGCAAGUGGAUGAAGAGGGGCAGAAGGUGAGGCCCAAUCACAAACGAUGUAUUGUGAUACUUCGUGAGAUACCAGACAGCACUCCUCUGGAAGAUGUAAAGAAUUUAUUUUCCGGGGAGGGAUGUCCAAGGUUUAUCUCGUGCGAGUUUGCUCACAAUAAUGCGUGGUACGUGACGUUUGAAUCCGACGAAGAUGCUCAAAAGGCCUACCGGUUUUUACGUGAGGAGGUUCGAGAAUUUCAGGGAAAGCCGAUAAUGGCGCGAAUCAAAGCGAAACCAAUGAACAGGCUACCGAUACCAACGGUGCCUGGUGUAGGUGGUAUGAAGAAUGGCUAUAGAACUCCACCCCCUCACCCUGUCUACGAUCCGAGUAGUUACACGGCUGGACAGCAACGCUACGUCUAUACAAACGGCACGACCAUGCCUCAGACAACUAUGCCGGCGUAUGCGAAUCAGGUCGUCUACCAUCAACCAUUCUAUCACGGUAUGGUGCCUUGGGGAGCAACCAGUCCCGCUUAUUUCGAUAUGUCCAGUGUUUUUAUGAAUGGACUCACACCGCACACCACGUUCACGCGUUCAAAUACAAGAUAUAAUCCACGACACAGAAAUAGACAAAGAAAUGGCUCCGACCGAGGCUGUUUGAUAGACCCCGCCAAUCCCAGCAACAACAGCAAUAGCCACCAUCAUCACCACCACCACCACCAUCAUCACCACCAUAACCCGUCGUCCAUGCCGCCGCUGAGCAAUCGUAGCUCCCAUCCUGCUAUAACCGGCGGCGGCGGCGGCGGCGGUGGUGGUAGCGGUAACAUGUCCUUGAGCUCCUCGACGUCCACUUACCACGCUUCGAGCCUGCCUCCCUCGAAGCCGCCCUCUUCUUCGUCCUCCUCUUCCUAUCAGUCCGGCACAAAGUUCCAUUCCUCAUCGUCCGCCGCGUCGUCCGCCGAGCACACGAAGGGGUCUUCCUCCUCCUCGUCGUCCACCGCGCAAGACCAGGACGCAGCGGCGGUGGCCGAGCCACCAUCCUCCUCGGCGCCUUCGUUUCCCCGACACCGUAUCCACCGCAGGACCAAAGAUCAGGACGCGAAGGCAGCAGCUGGGAACAACCAUCCGCUGCCGGCGAUCAAGGAGUCCUUGCCAACGAGCGGCGGCAGCGGCAGUAAUAGCAACGGCAGCGGCAGCGGCCGUAGCAGCGGCGUGCAGUUUGACCUCGAGGCAGCCGCGUUCCCGCCUCUGCCCGGUCUCGACGCCGAUCACGGUAAGGUGUCGACGGACGUCGGCGGCGGUGCCGGCACCGGCACCGUCGGCAUCGAGUCCUCGUCGCAGAAUCGAUUGUCCGACGUUGUCAAGGGCACCGCCAAGCUCAAGGCGGCCGUCAAGGACAAAGAGAGCAGCAGCAGCAGCAGCAGCAACAACCAGCAGCAACCUCAACCGCAGCAACAACCUGUAACAGCUUCGCCGGCAGCAGCCGCGGCCGCCAGUAGGUCUGCCAGUCCUGGAUCGAGUACCGGGACAGAGGUGCAGGGAAAUACUCUGGGAAACGCCGCCGUGUCGACGAAUCUUGCGAACGCCGCGCACGCCCUUAAUCCGCCGACGGCCAACAACGAGAAUACGUCGUCGGCCGACGCCGCUGCGCUCAGCACCGUCGCGCUCACUCCUCCGACAUCUCCUGAUAAAUCUAUAAAGACUGACGACUCGAACAUGGUGAAUGGUGUGGACGACGCUGUAGUUGCAAACACGCACCUGCCGGCAGUGGCGACGUCGACGAUAACCGCGACGGCCGCGACAACGACGACGACGACGGCAGCGACGGCGAUGACGGUAGCAGCCGCGACGACAACGGACGACGCCGAGCCGAUGACCAGGUGCGAUUGUAAUAACGUCGUCGUCGUCCCUCCUCCUACUGCCUCACAGAGCUCCCAAUCGCAAACUGGAGUGGCCUCUGCCUUCCCUAUAGAUCUUACAAGGCCAAGCUAUGCCCAAGUAGCGCAACAUUGUCGCGAACUACCUUGUACAAAACACAAAACAGAUGAGAGGGACAGAAAUGUUUAAAAGCUGCAUGUGACGAAGGAAGACAGCUAAGCGAUGGAUGCGUCUUGGAUAUUGCGAAGCAAGACGACAAAAUCAGCAGACUACCACGUGAACGAUGUGGUAAACAAACAAUAUUUAGCUGUGCUAUACGUGCUACGACGUCAUCGCCAUCUUCUCGUGGUCGGAUCGGAUCGAGAAUCAGGAUAUCGGAGCUCGCCGCUGCUUUCACCUACCCCCGGCGCUCCCUUCUCGGGCCGACAACCGACACGUGCUGCGCGAGCAUGAGGAAGAGAGAACUUUUUACAUUGUACAGUGACGUCUCGCCUACGAUCAACGAUCGAUCGAUCGACGAAUCGAUCAAGAGAGAAAGAGAGAGAAAGAGAGAGAGAGAAUGUGUGUGUAUGCGUGU